ACAGAAUACCCUCUCUUUCUACUACAAUCCCUAGCACAACAUCUUCUCAGUGUUCAAAUAGUUUAACCAAACCACAACAAUGUCACAAGCUCUAGCCAACUUCAGCGUCUUUCUCCCUCUGUCAUCUGGGAGAAGAAGAACCAAAAGUGUUGGUGGAGGUCUCACCUUGAAGGCCAUGGCAAAGGAAGCAAGAGACAAUCUCGACCACUUGCAGAGAGCAACCCAACAGCAGAGAGCAACCCAACAUCAAAGCCAACCCAAGAAGAGAGUCGCUCCUACUCCGCCCGUAGGACUAUGGGACCGGUUUCCAACUGCAAGAACAGUUCAGCAGAUGAUGGAGACGAUGGAGAGAAUGAUGGACGACCCGUUGGUGUAUUCGGGUCAGUCCGGCGGGUGGGCUCGGCCGUUGCCGACGGAGAGUGGCGGGUACAGCAGGGGAAGGACACCUUGGGAGAUCAAAGAAGCUGAAACAGAGUACAAGAUGAGGUUCGACAUGCCUGGAAUGACCAAAGAGGAUGUGAAGGUUUGGGUGGAGGAGAAAAUGCUAGUCGUUAAGGCUGAGAAGGCUGCCAAGAAGAAAGAUGGUUCUGGAAUGGAGGAAGAAGAAGAAGGUGAAGAGUGGUCGGCGAAGAGUUAUGGCAGGUAUAGUAGCCGGAUUGCUCUGCCGGAGAAUAUUCAGUUUGAGAAGAUUAAGGCUGAGGUGAAAGAUGGGGUUUUGUAUAUCACUAUUCCUAAAGCUAUGAGCAGCUCCAAGAUUUUGGACAUCAAUGUACAAUGAUAGAAUCACAUGUAGCAGAGGAUUAGGAUUGUGUUUCGCUUAUAUGUGAUUCAAGUUUUGAACUUCUUCGAAGUGUUAUCGGAAUCAAAGGAACGAGUUGCUUUUUAUGUGCUACUAUGUAUCUCUCCACUUCCCUAAUCGUGGGAGUUCUAUGGAAACUUUCACUUUUGAAACGCAAUUGUAAGUUCCAUAAAUAUUAGUCUUUCUCUUGGUGGGCAACACCAUGGUUCUAGCUCUUCCACUCAAUCCUGUCUUAAAGGUGACUUGUUUGUUCCUAUAGUUUUGUGUGUUCUUUUUAUUAAAGAUCACUUCUAUUGUCACAUGUCACAUAAUACUCUUAUGCCUCAAUGACACGUUACAAAAUCUAU
Messenger RNA from Fragaria vesca subsp. vesca, 1146 nucleotides. Its product is annotated as 25.3 kDa heat shock protein, chloroplastic-like. The transcript has 2 exons. NCBI's taxonomy places the organism in Eukaryota, Viridiplantae, Streptophyta, Magnoliopsida, Rosales, Rosaceae. The record is from RefSeq and is a predicted model, not a curated record. Gene Ontology annotation, biological process: response to heat. The coding region runs from base 80 to 778 and encodes 232 amino acids.